AGUUGGGAGUUAGGGCUAUUUAAGACAAAUUUUGGAGGGAAAGGUAAUCUCCAUCCUUUAAAUGCAACGACACUGUAAAUUCCGGCGAUCUUCCUUCCACCGGCCGUCUUACAACACUCUUCGGGGAUCAAAUUCAUCCGAUCUUACUCCUCAAAAUACCCAAAAUCCUUACAGCACAAUCACCACAUCUUCCUCUUCAAAUUCACCAUGGUUCCCCUUCAUUCGCAUCGCCAUUGCCCGAACCGACUUCCUGUUCGGAAAAUCGGUUCACGCUCGCAUCAUAAAACACGGACACAACGCAUCCGACCGCUUCCUGACCAACAAUCUCAUCAACAUGUACUCGAAAUGCGGCGCCAUUAAUCUCGCCCGCCAGCUGUUCGAUGUAAUGCCUCAACGAGACCUUGUUACGUGGAACUCGAUUUUGGCAGCGUAUGCUUCGUGUGGGGAUUCUGAUUUGGAAAAUGUAGAAGAGGGGUUUCAUCUUUUUAGGCUUUUGCUUAGAGCAAAUGAUGUUUCUUUGACGAAGAUGACUUUUGCACCCGUUUUGAAGUUGUGUUUGAUGUCGAGUUAUGUUUGGGCUUCGGAAUGUGUUCAUGGGUGUUCUGUGAAAGUUGGGUUGGAAUCGGAGGUGUUUGUUUCCGGAGCUCUUGUUAACAUUUAUAUCAAGUUUGGGAAAGCGAAAGAAGCGCGGUUGAUGUUUGAUCACAUGGCGGAAUGUGAUCGGGACGUUGUGUUAUGGAACGUGAUGCUGAAAGCCUAUGUGAAAAUGGGAUUUCAAGAGGAAGCGUUCCGUUUUUUGUCAGAGUUUCAUCGGAGUGAGGUUGUAUGUCCUGAUAUUGGCACCUUGCAGUGUGUUCUUAACGGGUUUCCUGAGAAUAAUGACACAAAUAGGAAGUAUAAGGAGCAGGUGCAAGCGUAUGCCGUUAAGUUAUCUUGGACCGAUGAUGAAAUUUCAAAGGCGGUAUCGUGGAACAAAAUCAUGUCCCAACAUUACCAGUUUGGUGACUAUCGGUCCGCUAUCAAGUGCUUUCUAGACAUGAAUAAAUCAAACGUAAAGCAAGAUGACGUUACAUUCAUCGUGUGUCUUGCUACUAUAGUGCCACUUGGCGAUCUAAGAUUGGGUGAACAGAUUCAUGCGAUGACAGUGAAGUCAGGUUUUGAAACCAAUGUUAACGUGUCAAAUAGUCUUAUUAACAUGUAUUCAAAGAUGGGUUGCUUAGCGUCAUCAAGCGGAGUAUUCUUUAAAAUGGAUGAAACCGAUGUUGUUUCAUGGAACUCGAUGAUAAACAGUUACGUUCAAAGCGGUUUGAUGGAAGAAUCGUUUAACUUGUAUAUGGAUAUGUUACACAAGGGAUUAAAGCCCGAUCAUUUCACAUUAGCAAGCGUGUUAAGAUCAUGUUCUUCGCUUUCUCGAGGGUUACACUUAUAUCUAACCGAACAAAUACACACUCAGGCUAUGAAGAAUGGACUCGAUGGUGACACAUUUGUUUCCACAACGCUUGUUGAUUCUUAUUCUAGAAACGGAAAAACGGAACAAGCAGAGUCCCUUUUUCGUGAUAAAGACGGGUUUGAUUUGGGAUCAUGGAACGCGAUGAUGUUUGGAUAUAUAAACAGUGGCGAUGUCCGUAAAGCAUGGGAGCUCUUUACUCUGAUGCACAAAAACGGAGAGAAAGCGGAUGAGAUAACGUUAGCAACCAUGGCUAAAGCGUGCGCGUUUCUCGUAAGUUUAAAACUCGGUAAACAAAUUCAUGGUUAUGCGUUUAAACUCGGGGUCGAUCAAGAUUUAUAUCUUAGUAGCAGCCUUCUUGAUAUGUACAUAAAAUGUGGAGACAUGGAGGAUGCCCACAUAUUGUUUGAUGAAAUCGCGUCUCCGGAUGAGGUUUCAUGGACUUCUAUGAUCUCGGGAUGCGUAGAAAACGGAGAUGAAAACCGCGCUCUUGUAGUAUACCAUAAAAUGACGCGAUCGGGCGUGUUUCCCGAUGAGUUUACUUUCGCUACGUUAAUCAAAGCAUGCUCUUACUCAACUGCAUUAGAACAAGGAAGACAGAUUCAUGCUAAUGCAAUCAAGUCAAACUGUGGUGUUGAUGCUUACGUCAGCACGUCACUUAUCGACUUUUAUGCCAAGUGUGGCAACAUAGAAGAGUCAUAUCGGUUAUUUAAACGAACCCGUGUCGACAAUAUUGUUAUAUGGAAUGCUAUGCUAGUAGGAUUAGCUCAAUACGGACAUGGAAAAGAAGCUCUCGAUCUUUUCAAUGAUUUGAAAUCGAAUCCCGAUUUGUCACCUGAUCGCGUCACGUUUAUCGGAGUGCUUUCGGCUUGUAGCCACUCGGGUUUAGUUUCCGACGCGUAUAAGUUUUUUGACUCGAUGGUUAAAGAUUACGGUAUCAAACCGGAAAUCGAGCAUUACUCGUGUCUUGUCGAUGCUUUAGGUCGAGGUGGACGCGUAAAAGAGGCUGAAAAUUUAAUUACAACAAUGCCAUUUGAAGCCUCCAGUUCAAUGUACCGAGCCUUGCUCGGUGCUUGCAGGGUUCAAGGCGAUAUGGAAACCGGAAAACGCGUUGCAACGAAGCUUCUUGAACUCGACCCGUUCGAUUCUUCGGCUUAUGUGCUUUUAUCGAACAUUUACGCUGCUUCAAAUCAAUGGAGUAAAGUAGCCGAUGCGCGGAAAACAAUGACCAGCAAGAACGUUAAAAAAGACCCGGGGUUCAGUUGGAUUAACGUAAAAAGUAAAGAUCAUGUGUUUGUUGUCGAUGAUCGAUCACACCCACAAUCUGAAAAAAUAUACAACAAGAUUGAAGAUAUGAUGAAACUGAUAAAAGAAGAUGGAUAUGUUCCUGAUACAGAUUAUGUGUUGUUAGAUGUUGAAGAAGAAGAAAAAGUAAGGUCUUUAUAUUAUCAUAGUGAGAAGCUUGCUAUCGCGUUCGGGUUGUUAAGUACACCUUCGUUUACAACGUUGCGGGUUAUAAAAAACCUUCGGGUUUGUGGCGACUGUCAUAACGCGAUCAAACAUAUAUCUAAAGUUUGUGAAAGAGAAAUCGUGCUGCGUGAUGCUAAUCGGUUUCAUCGGUUCAGUAAUGGGGUCUGCUCUUGUGGUGAUUACUGGUGACAAUGAAUCCGGUUAGAAUGAGAUAUAAGAGAGAUGUAUUAUUUUUAGCUGUUUUUCAAUAAGUCCAGUUCUGGAAGGCAUUUGGGGUGUUCAUAUUUGAAAUUGUGAAAUCGCCCAAACCGGUUAGUUUUUUGGUUUCAAUGGUGGUUUUUAAAUUUUA
Helianthus annuus (common sunflower) is the source of this 3266-nucleotide messenger RNA. RefSeq names its product pentatricopeptide repeat-containing protein At4g33170. NCBI's taxonomy places the organism in Eukaryota, Viridiplantae, Streptophyta, Magnoliopsida, Asterales, Asteraceae. The coding region runs from base 62 to 3106 and encodes 1014 amino acids. Gene Ontology annotation, molecular function: RNA binding; zinc ion binding; protein binding. Gene Ontology annotation, biological process: RNA modification. The record is from RefSeq and is a predicted model, not a curated record. The transcript has a single exon.